AUGUCCUUCACCAGCCUGGUUGUGCAGUUAUUCAGUCUUAGACCUGCUAAGCGUCAAGCCACUGCUGGUAGGGCUUACGCUUUAGAGUUACCAGGACCAUCAGGAGCAACACAUAGUUUUGUAGCUCCCGAAGUAGCAUCCCGACUCAAUGGAGAAUUCACUAAGGUGAAUUUAUCCAUUCCCGUUCUAACUCCCGGAGAUCAUGUUCUUGAAACUGAAGGUUGUAUUCUAACAGUUCCAAUCAUUAUCCAAGAUAUGGUUUUUCCGGCUGAUUUGUUAGUUCUCCCCUUAGAGAGGUACGAGGUAAUCUUAGGGAUGGACUGGCUGUCAAGUUACCGAGCUCACCUGGAUUGUGGUCGAGGGAAGAUUGUUUUUGAGAGAGAUACCCAACCCUCUUUAGCUUACCAUGGCAUAGUACCAAGUGAUGGAGCGUCACUAGUGUCAGCAUUGAGAUUUGAAAACCUUUUGGAGAAGGGUGAAGAAGUAUACUUAGUGACCUUAGUUGCUGGACCAGUAGAAGACAAGAAAGAGCAGAACAUGGAAGAAAUACCAGUAGUCAAAUAA
Messenger RNA from Brassica napus (rape), 564 nucleotides. RefSeq lists its product as uncharacterized. The coding region runs from base 1 to 564 and encodes 187 amino acids. The record is from RefSeq and is a predicted model, not a curated record. The transcript has a single exon. NCBI's taxonomy places the organism in Eukaryota, Viridiplantae, Streptophyta, Magnoliopsida, Brassicales, Brassicaceae.